Messenger RNA from Sardina pilchardus (European sardine), 1096 nucleotides. RefSeq names its product carbonic anhydrase 4-like. NCBI's taxonomy places the organism in Eukaryota, Metazoa, Chordata, Actinopteri, Clupeiformes, Clupeidae. Gene Ontology annotation, cellular component: plasma membrane. The record is from RefSeq and is a predicted model, not a curated record. Gene Ontology annotation, molecular function: carbonate dehydratase activity; zinc ion binding. The coding region runs from base 224 to 1096 and encodes 290 amino acids. The transcript has 7 exons. Gene Ontology annotation, biological process: one-carbon metabolic process.
CAGCAAACAUCUCUUUGCCUCUAGCAGCAAUUGGCAAACUUCUGGUAAAAUUUUCCAGUGAGCUCAUUUAUUUCCCACAAAUCAGGGGGUCAGCAUCAGCAUACCUGACUGGACCCCCUCGAGGAGUCCAGAUUUGAAACCAAAGAGAUUCACAUAAAAUAUUGUAAAUGAAACAAUUUAUUACAGUAUGCAAACUGCAAAUGGCCUCAUAUAUACCAAAUGAAUGAACGCUUGUCAAUUUGCCUCCAUCUCCUACUCCAUCCCCCGCACUGAUCGCUAUACUGUAGGUGACCUUACCUCACCUUACCUUGGCUUUCAUCUUAUUGAAAGACUGAUACUAUCAAAGAAUGGGAGGAUUGGUUUAGGUAAGCCUACAGUAUAUACUGGCAUGUCUCCUGAAAACUUACCACUGUGGCUGUUUCUGAGGUUGUCUAUUACUGGACACAGACAUCUGCCUGGCAGAUUUUCUCACUGCAGUACGAAGAUGUGGUCCUCUUGUCUGAUAAGUGUCCUUGUUUGCUUGCUUCCUGUCACUUUUGGUGAUGAUCCUAGUGUUGCGUGGUGCUAUAAUGAGCCAACAUGCAAUGACACAACUUGGCCUAGAAUUGCUCCAGAUUUCUGCAGCGUCUGUCAGUCUCCCAUUGACAUCGUCAGUGCCAGUGCUGUGCCUGAUUCCAGUCUAGGGGGUUUCACUUUGGCUGGCUUCGAUGACAAAACUGCCUUCACCAAGAUCCAGAACACAGGCAAAACUGUGAAGAUUGAGCUUGCGAGUGGAGCGAUGAAUGUGAGCGGAGGAUCCCUCCCUACUGACUACAGCUCCUUGCAGUUCCAUUUGCACUGGGGAGAUGGCAGUUCUGUCCCUGGCUCUGAGCACACCGUUGAUGGCAAACGUUACCCCAUGGAGUUGCACAUUGUGAAUGCCAAAACCUCUCUCAAUGGAAACUUAACUGAGAUUUUAGCCGACAGUGAGGGACUGGCUGCUCUUGGCUUCUUCAUCGAGGUUGAAUCAGGAACAACUGACCAGCCGGCAAGCUGGAAGAGUCUUGCAGAUCAUCUGGCAAACAUCACAGAGAAUGGUGAGGGGGGCACUUUGUGA